AUGCAACAACAAUAUGCCACAGUCUCACAUAUAAAUUAUUUAAAUUCAAACACUGAAGCGUCAGAAACCAUAUUUCAACCAUACAAUUUAGAAAACAAUGUAACACCUGGACAACUACCAAUGAAUGAAGUACCCAGAACUUGUGAAGCACAAAAUACAACUACUGCAGCUUUAUAUUUAUCUCAGUUUGGGCAAGAUGAUUCUAUGAAGUAA
Molecule: messenger RNA, 213 nt
Organism: Macrosiphum euphorbiae (potato aphid)
Lineage: Eukaryota; Metazoa; Arthropoda; Insecta; Hemiptera; Aphididae
Source: the annotation of a GenBank genome assembly